This is a messenger RNA of Pollicipes pollicipes, 2706 nucleotides long. RefSeq names its product acetylcholine receptor subunit alpha-L1-like. NCBI's taxonomy places the organism in Eukaryota, Metazoa, Arthropoda, Thecostraca, Pollicipedomorpha, Pollicipedidae. The record is from RefSeq and is a predicted model, not a curated record. Gene Ontology annotation, molecular function: transmembrane signaling receptor activity; acetylcholine-gated monoatomic cation-selective channel activity. Gene Ontology annotation, cellular component: postsynaptic membrane. Gene Ontology annotation, biological process: monoatomic ion transmembrane transport.
GCGCGGCGGAGGCGUCGGCUGUGGAGGAGAUGGCACACCGCGUGGGUACGGGCCGGGUACCGUCACCAGCCGCUGCUCAGCGCCGCCAGUGUCGUCCUGCCCGGCCCUGAUGGCCGCCGACGUGUCGCAGGGCCUCGGCGGUCGGACCGGCCGCCGGCCGCACGCGCUGGUCACUCUCCUCGUGACUCUCGCCCUCGUGCCUGUGUCGCGCGCGAACCCGGACGCCAAGCGCCUGUACGACGACCUGCUCUCCAACUACAACCGGCUGAUCCGGCCCGUCUCCAACCACAGCGACCGGGUGACGGUGAAGCUGGGCCUGCGACUGUCGCAGCUGAUGGACCUGAAUCUGAAGGACCAGAUUCUGACGACAAACGUGUGGGUGGAGCAUGAGUGGCUGGACUACAGGUUUAUAUGGGACCCGUUUGAAUACGGGGGUGUGACGGAGUUGUACGUGCCAGCGGAACACAUAUGGCUGCCAGACAUAGUGUUAUAUAAUAAUGCUGACGGUGAGUACGUCAUCACGACGUUGACCAAGGCGGUCAUCCACAGCGAGGGACGGGUGGUGUGGCACCCCCCGGCCAUCUUCAAGUCCUACUGCGAAAUCGACGUUCGAUACUUUCCCUUUGACCAGCAGAAGUGCUUCAUGAAGUUUGGCAGCUGGAGCUAUGGAUCUUCGAUUGAUCUGCGGCACAUCAAGCAGUCAAGGGAAUCCAACCACGUGGAGCUGGGCAUCGACCUUAAGGAGUACUAUCCGAGCGUCGAGUGGGACAUUCUCAAAGUGCCAGCCACCCGGAACGAGAAGUUCUACCCCUGCUGCACGGACCCAUUCCCAGAUAUCUAUUUUAACAUGACCCUUCGCCGGAAGACGUUGUUCUACACCGUGAACCUCAUCAUCCCGUGCGUGGGGCUCUCGUACCUGUCGGUGCUCGUGUUCUACCUGCCGGCCGACUCCGGCGAGAAGGUCGCCCUCUGCAUCACCAUCCUGCUCUCGCAGACCAUGUUCUUCCUGCUCAUAUCGGAGAUCAUGCCGUCCACCUCGCUGGCCGUGCCGCUACUCGGAAAGUACCUGCUCUUCACCAUGAUUCUGGUCAGCAUCUCUGUCAUUUCCACGAUCGUCAUUCUCAACAUCCAUUACCGCAAGCCGUCCACGCACAAGAUGGCGCCAUGGGUGCGCCGCUUCUUCAUCCACAAGCUGCCGCCGUUCGUCCUGAUGAAGGUGCCCGAGGAGUCGUCCACCACGUCCCCGUUCGAGAUCAAGCCCAACGGCUUCCACGGCUACCAGCGGGCGCCCACGGACCUGGAUGAGGGCGUUCGACUGCAUGCGCUCAACUACUUCGAUGACGAAAAGAAGUACCCGUUUGAGAUUGAGCGGGCUAUUCAGAACGUCAAAUUCGUGCACCAUUGCUGGAAAAUCCAGGAUCAGUACGACGAGGAGGACCAGGACUGGGCGUUCAUCGCCAUGGUCAUGGACCGCGUGCUGCUGCUGAUCUUCAGCGUGGUCUCGCUGCUCGGCACGUUCGUCAUCCUGUGCGAGUCGCCGUUCCUGUACGACACGACGCCGGCGAUCGACAUCCAGCUGUCGGAGGUGGCGCACCAGAUGGACAUGUUCGGCGACGCGUGAGGCGGCCGCCCCCGCCGGCCCGCGCUCGUCGCCGGCGCCGCGCGCGCACGCGCUCCACACCGGCGUGACUGACGGGGAAGCGUCCGCGAUGGGCGUCAGUGUGAACUGCUGACGUCGGCACGCGUCCCAGUGACGUGGUUGAAGAGAUCACAGCCCAGUGAUGGCGGCACCAGUGCUGCGACCGCACCUCAGCGCCACCGCUGGCGGGAUCACACCGGGACCCGGCCGUCACGGCCCGACACUUCGGGACCCGGUGGUCACGGCCACAUCGCUGACGGCACCGAGCACGUGCAGACGCUACCAGUGACAUCAGAAGACUGGGUUUAUAUCCAUUAUAUUGGGUGACUGGCUAGUGUGUUUUGCGUGAGUAGGGUGCGCUGUGAGCUGAUUGAAUUUCGUACGGUGCAUGGCGUCUGCAUGCUUUGUGCAAUGUUCUGCAUUAGGGGGGAUCCUACGGUGGUUAGUGCGUGCCAGGAGCAAGACGUGACUUUUGAUCGGCCUUUUCGGCCAAGAAUUCGAAAGCAAAAUUGAGCGUUUGUUCGAUAUCGAUCAGUGCAGACCCAGCCUUGUGAAAAUAUGACGACUAGAUGAACUAUGCAUAUCAGUAUCGCUCGUGUCUGCUGCGAAACUGAACUUAAACGCUGCCGUAAACUACGAUCGCCAUUAUAAAAGGCAUAUUAGCCAAUUUAGCGUGAUUUCCACAACAGCGUGGAUUCUUUUUAAAAAAUAGCUUUCGGUUGGCGAGUUGUGAGUUACACACCAAGUGCACACACAGACACCAGACAUUGAACACAUAUUAUUUGCAGUGCAUAUUUAACGGACAAAACUGCUUGGAAUUGAACUGGAUGACGUCGAACUGCAUAUAAUUUAACAAUGCAGAAGAUUCUUCGGAUUGUUCAGCCGUUUUUCCAGCGCUUUGCUUUUAUAACGCCAUAAUGUCAUAAAUAGUUGGCUAUCAAAUGCAAACAGGGCCGAGAUGAGCUCAAUGAACCCCGAUUUUGGUGAAGCAGGGAGGCCGGAAAAGCGUCGUCUGGGUUUAAGGACAAAAGCAGGGGGGCGUGAUCUGCCUGCAGCCACGUGGCCGG